Messenger RNA from Mesorhabditis belari, 2046 nucleotides. NCBI's taxonomy places the organism in Eukaryota, Metazoa, Nematoda, Chromadorea, Rhabditida, Rhabditidae. The record is from the annotation of a GenBank genome assembly.
AUGAGCUGUGCCUUGGCGGCCCGUUCGCCGCACGUUUCUCCGCACAAAAUUUCACCACAACAGAUGGAUGAAGACACCCCGUCAACGUCAUCGAUGGGGAGACCCCAUGAGAGCUCUCCCGCACAAUUGGUCUCAUCACUUCUACCGAUUCAACCUUCACCAAUUCUCUCAGCAACAGUCUUAUUAGAAGCUUCAUCAGCAGCUCAAUCAUCUCUUCUUUCAUCAGUUCCUUCAGCAACCUCUACUCCAGCCACAACUACAAUCUCUCCUCCGAAAAUCAUCACCGAGCUGUCCCAUCGUCCGAAUUUGCCCAGCACGAGCGCGCUUAACGGGGAAAAUCAUAGAAACGAGAAUGGAGAGGGCCAACGUUUCAUCCGAAGAUCGAUCGCCGCGAGAAGAAGCGAUGCUGAAAGGGCACAGGCUCAAGCGCAGGCUGAGGGUCAACGAAAGAGUCUACGAAAUAAAGGGGAAAUCGUCGACGCCAACUAUGUUGAUGUCGCGGAUUUCAAGCAGCCUCGUCCUGUCAAUCCACCAAUCGGCCUACCACGUCGUGCCUUUCAUCCACCACAAACCACUUCUGAGCAAGAUAAACAAAUUGAGCGUCUUAAAAUCCAUAUGGUUGGUCCAAAAGGCGCAAAAAAUCGAAUGAUGAGCUCGUCGGUUCACGAUUUCGAUGAAGGAGCGAAAAGGAGUGAAAUGGAGAGAGCAAGGAGAAGACUUUCAGCCGCGAUUCAUAUUGGGCCAGAGUUUCAAGCUAAAUUCCCCGAGUUGGACCAAUUCGUCGAGCCACCGCAAUCGAUGCGCGACGCCGAACCCGAUCGGGAUCAACUCAUUUGGAGAGAUCGAGAUGGACAAUCGGUACCCGUGCAAGAGCUUGAUGAUGCGUGGACGGCAAUCAGACGGCAUUGUGGAGGGAUCAUUCCAAUGGAUUCGAUGUUACACCGAUUAAUGCUCUCUCAUCACUCGGUCGACGAAAUGCUCAUCAACAUCGAGAAAGAGUUGUAUGAGUUCCUACCCGCUUCAAUGGAUCCCCUUUCUGAGGGAGAACGGCGCGAGUUUGAGCGCCAUCUCCGCCGAACCGGACACGCUUGUGCAAAGAAAUUCCGAAUGAUGCAAGAUAAAUUUCUGAAAAAUCAUUGGCUUGGUGAAAUUGUGGCUUAUUAUUACGAGACGAAACACCGGGGAUGUCCCACGGAGGAGUACAAUUUGUGCACGUGCCGAGCCCUGGAUCCCGAGGAACGCUAUCAUGUGUCCCGAGUCGAAUGCAACAAUUGUACUCAAGAGUUUUGGCCUGGCAGAAGAAAAUGCAAGCUUUGCCCUCCAUGUGCCCUAUAUUUCAAAAGAACCCACUCAACAAUUCAUCGGCCAAUUCGAACCCCGAUCACUUUAGAAGAACAGGGAAUUGUGAAGAAAUGGAGGGAAGUCGAGGAGCGACUUGGCGUUCACAAAACGUUAUCUCAAAUUCUCGCGAUAAUGGAAGAUCAGAGACAACGAGAGAUUCGAAGAAGUGCCGGAGGACAGAAUGGUGAUGAGAUAAUACCAAAAGCUCCAAUUCCUAACAAGAAGCGGCGACUUAGCUCGGACGAAAUCGCGAGACUUUCCGAGAAGAAAAGAAUCAUCACACAAGAAAAUUGUCCUUUCCUUCACCCACAAAUGAAAUCGAUCCGUGCUGGGAUCCUUGUCGAUUUCAACGCCGAGGAGACGAUCAAAACGGUUCAAGGUAUUCAAAAAUAUGGUACAAAAUGGGGAACAAUUGCCUGUUUGGUGGGCAGAGAGCCGCACGAGGUUGAGCAAUUCUAUCACAAGUACAAGGGGAAAUAUCGGCUGGAUUUGAUCAAUCAACCGCCAACCCCUCCAAAGCGUGUCGAUGCACCGCGAUCCUCAUCAACUUCUCCCGAUGUGCAAGUGAAUUCCCGAAAGCGGCCAUCGAUCCCUGGUGACUCCACGUAUUACUCCACCAAUUCGUCAAUGGUUCUUGCAAAAUCCCCAAGAAAAACUCGAUCCACAGCUAACACAUCGAGCGAAUCGAUCACUAUGCCAAUAAUC